UGCCAUUAGAAACAAAUGCUGUGUGGUUUUGUGCCGAUCUAAUAAUUUUCGAUAAUAAGCUUUUAUUGAAAAAGUUCAUGUGAUACAAAAAUCCUCCAUCAUGACUUUAACGAAGAUGGAGGUGGAUAACGCGAAGGGAGAGGGCUUUAGGCCAUACUACAUCACAAAGAUUGAAGAAUUACAACUCAUCGUGGCCGAAAAAUCUCAAAAUCUUCGUCGUCUACAGGCCCAAAGAAAUGAGCUGAACGCGAAAGUACGCAUGCUGCGGGAGGAGCUCCAGUUGCUACAGGAGCAGGGUUCUUACGUGGGCGAAGUUGUAAAACCUAUGGACAAGAAAAAAGUGCUUGUCAAGGUUCAUCCUGAGGGCAAGUUCGUAGUAGACCUCGAUAAGAACGUCGAUAUUAACGAUGUAACAGCCAACUGCCGCGUCGCACUGCGAAACGAGAGCUACACUCUUCACAAAAUCCUGCCCAACAAAGUCGAUCCAUUAGUAUCUCUUAUGAUGGUCGAGAAGGUUCCAGACUCAACUUAUGAGAUGGUAGGAGGCUUGGAUAAGCAAAUCAAGGAGAUUAAGGAGGUAAUUGAACUACCUGUUAAACAUCCCGAGUUGUUUGAUGCACUUGGCAUAGCUCAACCUAAAGGAGUACUUUUGUACGGGCCUCCGGGCACUGGCAAGACACUGCUUGCCAGAGCUGUAGCUCAUCAUACAGAGUGUACAUUUAUUCGUGUAUCUGGCUCUGAGUUGGUGCAGAAGUUUAUUGGUGAAGGCAGUCGCAUGGUGCGAGAACUCUUUGUAAUGGCUAGAGAACAUGCUCCGUCUAUCAUUUUCAUGGACGAAAUUGAUUCUAUUGGAUCAUCUCGUAUUGAAUCUGGUAGCGGUGGUGACUCCGAAGUACAAAGAACUAUGUUGGAGUUACUUAACCAACUGGAUGGCUUCGAGGCUACAAAAAAUAUAAAAGUCAUCAUGGCAACAAACAGAAUUGAUAUCUUGGAUCCAGCAUUGUUGAGACCUGGACGUAUUGAUAGGAAGAUUGAGUUCCCUCCACCAAAUGAAGAAGCUCGAUUGGACAUUUUGAAAAUUCACUCCAGAAAAAUGAAUCUAACUAGAGGAAUCAACCUCCGUAAGAUUGCAGAGUUGAUGCCUGGUGCUUCUGGUGCAGAAGUUAAAGGCGUCUGCACAGAAGCAGGAAUGUACGCUCUCCGUGAACGUCGUGUCCAUGUCACGCAGGAGGACUUUGAAAUGGCCGUAGCUAAAGUAAUGCAGAAAGAUUCUGAGAAAAAUAUGUCUAUUAAGAAACUCUGGAAAUAACUUGCAUAUUCUUUACAUUUUAAAAUACUGCUUGUUUUUAGAAAAUUAAUUAAAAUAUACCU
This is a messenger RNA of Hyposmocoma kahamanoa, 1371 nucleotides long. It is a transcript of the gene Rpt6, whose product is annotated as 26S proteasome regulatory subunit 8. The transcript has a single exon. The record is from RefSeq and is a predicted model, not a curated record. The coding region runs from base 101 to 1309 and encodes 402 amino acids. Gene Ontology annotation, biological process: proteasome-mediated ubiquitin-dependent protein catabolic process. Gene Ontology annotation, cellular component: proteasome regulatory particle, base subcomplex. Gene Ontology annotation, molecular function: proteasome-activating activity; ATP hydrolysis activity; ATP binding. Lineage: Eukaryota; Metazoa; Arthropoda; Insecta; Lepidoptera; Cosmopterigidae.